Dermacentor albipictus is the source of this 4066-nucleotide messenger RNA. Its product is annotated as maternal embryonic leucine zipper kinase-like. Gene Ontology annotation, molecular function: protein serine/threonine kinase activity; ATP binding. Lineage: Eukaryota; Metazoa; Arthropoda; Arachnida; Ixodida; Ixodidae. The record is from RefSeq and is a predicted model, not a curated record. Gene Ontology annotation, biological process: intracellular signal transduction; protein phosphorylation. Gene Ontology annotation, cellular component: cytoplasm.
UGGCGUCAUUUCCGCUUUGUAAAGGCGUAUUUUUUCGAAUGGUUUAAAAUAUGUGCGUGAGCUACUAUAACCCUGUGACCAUGACUGUAACAGCUUAAGAAUAUAUAUAUUUUCCUGCUGCUUGUGCUGGACAAUUCAAGCUCGUUGUAACCCCAAUAGCUUGUUGGUGUACACGUUUUAGUUAAGCGAGGCUUACCCCACUUCAGUGCAUCUCGAAGAAAAGGCUGUUGGCGCGCGCGCACUGGCGGUUCGUUUUUGACGUUCAGGGAUCCCCAAAACUAUGCCAGAAAAACCGACGAUGGAGGAUUUAGACGAGCAGUAUAUUCUACUCGAGACUAUAGGUUCAGGCGGUUUCGCAAAGGUAAAGCUUGGCCUCCACAUCCUGACAGGCGAAAAAGUUGCUAUAAAGAUAAUGGACAAACGUUCUCUUGGCGAGGACUUGCCACGAGUGAAGCUGGAGAUAACAGCGCUGAAGGAUCUCAGUCAUCAGAACAUCUGCAAACUCUACCAAGUGAUUGAAACAAGCACCAAAAUAUACCUUGUUCUAGAGUAUUGCCCUGGAGGCGAACUGUUUGACUACAUUGUUGAAAAGGAACGGCUAAGUGAAGGGGAGGCAAGACACUUCUUCAGGCAGAUAGUCUCAGCUGUGGCAUACAUUCAUUCCCAGGGAUACGCACACCGAGAUCUUAAACCGGAAAACCUCCUCCUGGAUGAGAACCACAACCUGAAGCUUAUUGAUUUUGGACUUUGUGCAAGACCUAAGGGGGGAAUGACUACAAACUUGGAGACAUGCUGUGGGAGCCCUGCAUAUGCUGCACCUGAGUUAGUCAUGGGCCAAGAGUAUAUUGGGUCCAUGGUGGAUAUUUGGAGCAUGGGAGUGCUGCUGUAUGCACUGCUAUGUGGAUGCCUUCCCUUUGAUGAUGAGAAUGUAGCUGUCCUGUACAGGAAAAUUCAGCUGGGCGAAUAUGACUGUCCCUUGUGGCUGUCUAGUAGCAGUGUAGAGCUACUGUCUGAAAUGAUGACCGUGGUCCCUGAGAAGCGCAUUUCCAUCACUCAGCUGCUCAAUCAUCCAUGGCUAGUCAAAGGGUAUGGAUGCCCAGUUAGUCCCAAGAGCACGUACCUGUUGUCUGUUCUUGAUGAAGAAGUGGUUACAGAGCUGGCUGUCAGCUGUGGUCGCUCCAAGAGUUCUGUUGCUAUGGAGCUUUCUCAGUGGAGGUAUGACUUCAUGACUGCCACUUACCUGCUGCUCGUCCUGAAGAAAAGUCAGGGCAAGGUUUUGAGGCUUACGUUUCCAGACUCCUACCCCAAGCAAAGGAUGUCAUGCUCGCGCAAGCUGGCCCUGGAUGAGCCCAUCAAAAUCGCACCUCCCGUGUCGCCUCUCCGCAACUCUCUGGAGAAAGGCUUGGACAAUGCUCAACUGUUGACACUGGGCAGCCCUCCACUGAGAGGUGUUGCCAAUGGUGCCUGCACUCAGGACUUAGCAUUAUCAGCCAAGAAAGAGAAUAUCGCACAGUCUGACGAGCCAAUGGAUGUGGACAGCAGUGACAAGGAGAACUUUGCCCAGCCGCGUGUCCCCACCCCGAAGCGAAGGACUUACAAGGCUUUACAAGAGACAUCAGUGCUGGUACCGCACAAUGGCGCCAACGUUACCGGAUCGAGCACGCCGGUCGUCAAAAGUCGUCCUCCCUCGGCUGACGCGGAAUUCCGGCAAAGCCCUCUGCGAACUCCCGACGGCAGCCGGUUGGCGGCGGGAUCGAUGGUCCGAACGCCGGAAGUGUACAAGCUAGCCGAGGGGCCCUCCUUCUCGUGCCGUAGCAGCUCGGCCAAGCGCGUGUUCGGCUCCAUCGAGAAAGGCCUGGACAGGAUGCGCCUGAUGCUGACGCCUCGCCGGAGGCUGGGCGCAGCCGCCGUCGUGCAGGAUGCACCCAGGAAGGUCAAGGUGAUGCAAAACGUCUCUACCAUGCCGGCGGUGCUGACCCCAGAACAGGUGCUGGAUUCCCUGCGCACAGCUCUGCUCUGCAAAGGCAUCAUCUGCAAGCAGAACAGGUACACCCUCCGCGGCAAGGUUCGCGACGAGUGGGGCAAGGUGCAGCUGACGUUCGAGCUGGAGGUGGUCCAAGUGCAGCAGCCCGAGCUGCUGGGAAUUCGCCGAAAGCGCCUCACCGGUGACGCUUGGCACUACAAGCGGGUCUGCGAGGAAGUGCUGAAGAUCAGGGCGGCUUGAGCGAACCCCGUCUGCUGUGUUGCCGGCCACCGUCGGGUGAUGCCAUGCCGCAGCGUCGUCCACUCGUUUCCUUAGUCAAACUCGUGUUGCGCUUUGCCGCUCGCACGUUGUCCGUACUCGGAUGUCAGGGCAGAUGUCGAGCUGGCAUACCUGCGCGGCCUGUGAGUAAAUAAAGCUGAAAACGGGCGUGCCGAGCCACAUCAUCGUCGCUGUUUCUGCGCAGCGGGAGCUUUCUGUAUAGUACAACAGCUGGCGUGGCGGGCCGCAACUUUGUCGUGCAGGCAGGACACAGACUCGCCGCCAUUGUUGCCUUCCUUCCCUGAAGGGACCAGUGCUCUAUAUGGUAGGCAAACGACACACAAACAAAGUGGUUCAAACGUGAUCGCACAACUUGAAAACAAAAGUCACUACGAAUGCACGUGCGUAGUUGCUUUGAACUCUGGCGUGCUAUGACCGCUCCUAGUUAGUAAAAAAGAGCUACCGUCCCAUUAUUUAACGCGCUAUAAUGAGAAUAUUCCUGCUCUAUUGGUCGCGUCUGACGUUUUCAGCUUCCAUUUGGGUUGGUUGCUAUGGCAACUUUCUUGCGAAUUCGUUAAAGUUAAAGGACGCGUAAUAUGCGUCCAGCCUGUUUCUUUUCAAUGCCAUGUCAUUUUGUAGUGGCAGGUUUUAGCCGCAGAUGUAAUAUUAUGAAACAUCUGCUCAAUGAUUGUCCACUGCACAUACAGGUAGCCACUUUUGGUGCAUGCACGAUUACGUUCAUCGGCGGCCAGGUGUGAGGUUAACGUUGGCACCGAGUUUCUCCUGCAGCUCAAGGUGGUGAAAUGGUACCACGUAACGAAUGGGCUACACCAUAUAUAAUACAGCUAGUGCGGCUAACAAAACUGCCUAGUUUCCUAUUUAGCGUCGUACACUUUUGCGCAAAUUUGAGAUACCGCAUUGUAGUGUUGGGUAUUUCAAGCGUUCGUUAAACACUCUGCAUUAGAGCUCAUAUUUUUAUUCGCACUUGCGCGUCCUUUCAAGCUGAAAUUUACUUUUUGGGGCUUUUCUAUUGCUUUAACAAUGUGCCUCCGACAUGGCAUGUCCUUUAACAUGACGCAAGUUUUUGUUCUUUCUUAUUAUUUGUAUUUCGCGUGAAAAAAAAAAUUGGGAGGACCUUAUUAAUUCUCAUGUAUACCAUUUUUUAGAGCCGUUUGCACUUUUACCUGUAAUUAAAAAACGGCAUUUGUAUUUUCGUACAAACUGAGUGUGCGUCGAUUUUUCUAGUAUUAAUCUCCCGCCAGUGUGUUCAUGCUUUUUACGUGAAUCCGCGCUGUCUGCCUGCAGUUGCAGAUGACGGGCGUUUCACGGGCUUUUAUAUCAUUUAUGUUUUGCGUUAGUGUGUGUACGUAUGUCUGCGCUUGCGUGUAUGUACGCAGGUUUACUAAGCAAGAAGCGCGUUGGUGUAAUAUAUAAACAGUUGUUUUGUCGCUUUGCGUCGUGAUGGUGCCUUGUUCCGCGGUUACGUUACAGCGUAUGCGGACAGGGCGAAAUAGUUGCUCAUGAGGGCGAACCAUGUCGCUCGUUGCCUAAUCGUUAACUCUACUGCCAUCUACUUGUGUGCCACGGCAUUGAGAAAAGUUGCGGUGGACAUUGAAGCUGGUUUUCGGGAGCCUCCCCUCCUGCCGCCUUGGACCACUAAACUCCAAUCUAUUUUUUGAAGUUUUAACCUUUUCGCCACUGAGCGAGUAAUAGUCCUAGUCUUAAAGGAUUACAGCCACAUUAUCACUUUCUUCAAUCCCGAAAGUCCUGUCGUACGAACCUUAUGUUUUAUCUUUUGUGUGAAUAAACCUUUUGUGUAAUCUC